GUCUUGGGGCUGAUUUCAUAUUAUCUCUACACCUUUUGUCCUCUGCUGUCUUCUCUCCCCUCAGGGCCUCACCUUCCCCCUCAGUGUUCUCCAGAGGAGUAGGGCAACUCAGAGCCAUUCUUUUCAUCUUGCUUUGCAGACUGGGCCCAUCUUGUUUCCCCAAGUUCCCACGCAUGUUGGAAGUGGAAAAAAUUAAAAAGCCCCCCCAGGAGACAUACACCCUCAGGAUCUGUCCCCCCAUGACCAGACCCCAGAGUCCAGCUGCCACAAUGACUUCUCCUGGCUCUGAGUUCAACACCAGAGCUACCAACACCUUUUGUGGACGUGGCUGGGGUGCCAGGGAGGACCUGCCAGAGACUGGGGUCAAAACCUCAGCCCUGGUCUGUCCCCUGGGGUAGACACGGAGGAGAAGGCCAACAGUGGUCGCAGAAAGAUCAGACCGUCUGGCUCCCAAAGGGGAGUGGGGGAUCUUCCCCUGCGAAGGAAGAGACCCCACUUCCUCCCGAGCGGCUUUUCGGUCGCCUCACUGAUCAAGUUUCCCUGGAGGAGCAGGAGGAAGGCACCUUGGGCCAAUGCAUCCGCAGCAGGAAGAGAAGAGCCUGCACACGGGGGAGGCCUGGUUUUCACUCAACUAGUGCAAAGAGCCAGGCCAGCCGGGGGCAGAAUAGGCCAAAGGGAGACUGAACUCUGUGUUGUAAAAUCUGGGCUUGGGCAGGAGCCCUCUGUGCAGCCUGAGGAGGUGUCCAAACAGAAGGCCCGUCAAUGGAGAGAGGUGAGGCAACUGGCAGGAAAGAAGUCAAAAGCCCCACAGCUCAGCUCUAGCCCGGCCCCUUCUACCCCAGUGAUGGGUCAGAGGUGGGCCAGCCUAGUGAGAAUGAGAAGGUGAGGCAAGCUGACAUCCUCAGGGCCUGUCUGGACAGAGAGGUACGAUGCCUCAAGAAGUGGAAGAGGCAUUUGCUUCCUAGUGGGGAGAAGUCAUCCCUGCUGAGCCUCCAGCAGUCACCCUGCUUGAAGAAGCUGGUCAGAACUAUGAAAGAGACCAAGGACUGGGUUUCUCAAGGGCAUUCCCCAGGCACUCCAGACACCCAGGUCAGAAGCCCGCGUUGGAUGUCAGACGGUUCUUUCCCAUUGACUGUAAGAACACCUGCCAAGUCACCUGUACUCUGUGUCACGCCACCAUUAGACAAGGCAAAAUUAAGGGGCAGUCCAAAACCUCAGGCCUGGUGUGUCCCCUGGUGAAUAAGAAUGGGCUGGGGAGGGAAAGAAGGCCAAUUGCAGCCAGUCCAGGGAGAAGGGGCAGGGGUGGUGGAGAAGCAGAAGGGCCUACCUGCAAGGGCCACCAGCCUUGUCCACGAGGGUCUCCCAUCAUCAGGACAUUGCCCACACGACAUCCCAGAAAACAAUGACAGGCAGUGGGCCCCAGGGAGGCGUGAGCACUGUUACUGACUCACACCCUGCCUUCCGCCCAUCAAAGAUGAAUCUGCUGCUCCCCCAGUGGCAGUCAGGACCGAGGUGGCAUAUAUGUUCCCAAACCCUCCCGUUCUCAGGCCUUGCACCAGAGCAUUGCUGAGUUACUCUGCAGCUUGGCAUUGCCUCUCUCCUUUUUUCCUUCCGUGCCCUUCAAAAGGUUUAUGACCCAGGUUGACCCUUGCUACUACCUGCCAUCUCCAUCCUCUGAUAAAGCCUUGCCUCUGCUCCGCGAGGCGAUGGGCGACCAGGUGCUUCGGGAGAUGCAGUGGACUGAAGGCAGCCACAUCCACCUGGCCCUGUCUCCGGCAGCUCAGGAAGUGGUCCUAGAGGACUCUGUGGCCAUCACUGCCCACUGUGGGGGGUGAUACAGCCCCAUAGCUGUCAGGCGGUGUCAGGAAGCCCCAGGAAGCAAGCAGUGCUCUGGGUCCGAGGCCUGCCCCUGGAGAGCACUGGAGGACAGGCAGCAGGAACUACAGGAGCAGCUCACCCUGUAGCUGGGCCAUGACUCCCUGCAACCAGGCUGCCCAGUAUCAAGCGGCUGCCCCAACCUGGAGCAGGCAGUGGCGAUGGGGGGCUACACCCACAUUCCUUGCUUUGCUCACUGCUUCAACUCUUAGGUGAGAAAUUUUCUGUGUCACCAUCAUAGUGUCCAGAUCAUCCAGAUGGCACAGCCAGGCCAUCUGCAACCAUUUCCAAGGCUCUGCAGAAGCCCGGAGGCUCCUCAUGCAGCUGCAGCAGCGGUGUGGCCUCCCACCCAUCAGCCCUUUUGGAAGCUCUCAGACCACUGGGUCUCAGCCUGCCACCUGAUGGAGUGGCUGGUGGAGCACAAGCGGCCACUGCGGGAGUAUGGGGAGAAGCACCAGCUGGGGAAGGCCAGGUGGCCCUUUCAGCCAUGUUUUGGAGCCUGUCGGAAGCCUGAUCAGGCUUCUGCGGCUCUCCCAGAUGGUGGUCCAGGAGGCGAGCAAUCUGCCGGCUUCUUUAAGUCAGGGGCUGCCGAAACUGCGCUCCCAGCACAUCUUCCUGGAGCAGGAUCAGAGGCACUUUGAGGAGCAAAGAGGUGGGCAGAUGGGUGCAGCCAUCCAGUUGGCCCUGCUGCUCUGUACAGACUGUCAGCUCAGUGAGCUCUUCCACCAUGAGGAGUUCAUGCUGGCGACUCUACUGGACCCCCGCUUCAAGGGCCAGAUUGAGGCCAUCCUGCCUGUGGGGGCCGACAUUGACCACUGGAAGCAAGUUCUCAUGUGCAAGGUGAAGGAGGUUAUGGUGUCUGAAUACUCCUUGUCUCCCCCACCCUUCCUGCAGAACCCCAAGGUUAUGUGGACACCACCUAGUGGCAGUGUAGCCAAGGGCCCCGGGGCUGAGGGGAAGGGCCAGAAGGAGCCUGUGUGCAGAAGCAGUAGAUCUGGGUCUUUGCUGCUGGGCCAGAGGGAACAUAGCUUGCUGGAGCAGCUGGAAAGUGUAGGGCGGCUAGCAUCCCAGAGAGACAGAGCUUCACUCCCCACCGAGAACCCUGCCACAGUCAUUGUCAAGAAGUACCUGUGUGAGAACAAGACAGUUGGCGCCCAGGAGGACCCCUUGGCUUACUGGGAGAAGAGGCAGGAAGUCUGGCCUGCCCUGGCAAAACUGGCCACUGUUUCUCUGUCCUGUCCUGCUACCAGCACCUUUUCUGGAAGUGUCUUUGCCUCCCUGGAUAGUCCCACCAUCAUAGAGAGUAACUCCCCUCUCCCAGUGGAAACAGUUGAGCAUCUCUUCUUGAAGACCAAUCUGGAGAAUUUCCCCAACUGUGCCCCCUCUCCUCUUAUCUUCCCCAGUGGGGACCUGGCCUAGGGGGACUAGACCAGGGAUGCCCUCAAAAUCUGCCUGGAGACACUUUGCUGUAGAUGAAAGGAGAGAGCAGAUGUUGCAUCUAGGCUAUCAGACAAGGCAGCCAGAAUCUUAAGCCCAUUUGAGAGG
Myotis davidii is the source of this 3420-nucleotide messenger RNA. RefSeq names its product ZBED6 C-terminal like (gene ZBED10). Gene Ontology annotation, molecular function: protein dimerization activity. NCBI's taxonomy places the organism in Eukaryota, Metazoa, Chordata, Mammalia, Chiroptera, Vespertilionidae. Gene Ontology annotation, cellular component: nucleus. The record is from RefSeq and is a predicted model, not a curated record.